AUGUUCAGAAAUAACUACGACAAUGACUCCGUCACUUUUUCGCCUCAAGGCCGGAUAUUCCAGGUUGAAUACGCUCAAGAGGCCGUCAAGCAGGGAUCGGUAGUUGUCGGAGUUGUCAGCAAGAAACAUGUCGUCCUCACGGCCCUCAAGCGGAAUGCAGAAGAACUGUCCUCGUAUCAGAAAAAGGUAGUCGGUGUCGAUGACCACCUGGGAGUGGCGCUUGCCGGUCUUGCCUCCGACGCCCGCGUUCUUUCCAACUUCAUGAAGCAACAGUCGCUCGCCUCAAAAAUGACCUACGGCCGUCCCAUACCCGUCGAGCGCAUUGUGGAUAUGAUUGGCGAUAGAGCUCAGACAAACACGCAACACUACGGCAAGAGACCCUACGGCGUGGGGCUGUUGGUUGCGGGCGUGGAUGAGCUGGGACCCCAUCUAUUCGAGUUCUCUCCGUCAGGAAUGACCCAGGAGAUGCUGGCUUGUGCGAUUGGAGCGCGAAGUCAGAUGGCUCGAACGUACCUCGAGAGACAUUUGGAUAAAUUUGCGGAUUGCAGUCGUGACGAGUUGAUCAAACAUGCCCUGCUGGCACUGAAGGAGUCACUGGCGCAAGACAAGGAGCUCACGGUGGACAACACCAGUCUGGCCGUGAUAGGCAUGGGGGAGAAAGACGGCAGGAAGAAACUGGAGGCCUUCAAGCUCUACGAUGGACAGGACAUUGGGCCUUUGCUCGAGACAAGCGUGGAGUCGACGGCCACAGAAGGUGGAGAUGCCAUGGAAACAGAUUCAUAG
This is a messenger RNA of Cladophialophora psammophila CBS 110553, 783 nucleotides long. RefSeq names its product 20S proteasome subunit alpha 6. The record is from RefSeq and is a predicted model, not a curated record. Gene Ontology annotation, biological process: ubiquitin-dependent protein catabolic process. Lineage: Eukaryota; Fungi; Ascomycota; Eurotiomycetes; Chaetothyriales; Herpotrichiellaceae. Gene Ontology annotation, cellular component: nucleus; proteasome core complex, alpha-subunit complex; proteasome core complex. Bases 1 to 783 code for a protein of 260 amino acids. The transcript is spliced from 3 exons.